UAUUGUUUUAAUUUUAACAUGAGCAUCCGUUGCUUUAAAGAAGAUGAUGAAGCUUUCCGCUGAACUUCUUCUUGCCUUUGCUUCACUCCUCUCAGCGAUGUUACUCUUCUUUCGCACACUUUUCCAUGUUAGUCGCAGAGCUUCUUUUCGAGUAAUCUCUCUAUCUUCUAAUUCUUCGCAUCCAGAUUCCCUUUCUUUCAAUGUAUUUAAUCCCUCAUCGUCUUUAACAUCCAUAAAUGCUUAUUGCAUUUCUCGUCCUUUUUUCUGGUUCACUAGCUUUCUUUGUAUAUUUCGCCUCCCUUUUGUUAGUUACUCAAAUGCAAAUAAUUCAUUUCAAUAUUUAGACAUUGGUUCUCUUCGUAAAAUCAUACAACAAGAUCUCUGGAAUGAUCCUAAGAUUGUUGUUUUAUUUGAUUCAGCACUAGCUCCCAUUUGGGUUUCUAAGAUUUUACUUGGAUUGAGAGAAGAUCCCAAAUUAGCUCUUAAGUUCUUCAAAUGGGCUGGAAGCCAGGUUGGUUUUCGCCAUACCACCGAGUCUUACUGCAUUAUAGUUCACCUGGUGUUUCGUGCGAGAAUGUAUACAGAUGCCCAUGAUACUGUUAAAGAAGUGAUUAUGAAUAGCCGCAUGGACAUGGGUUUUCCAGUUUGUAAUAUAUUUGAUAUGUUAUGGUCGACUAGGAAUAUUUGUGUGUCAGGAUCAGGGGUUUUUGACGUUUUAUUUAGUGUUUUCGUAGAGUUGGGUCUGCUUGAGGAAGCUAACGAAUGUUUCUCUAGAAUGAGGAACUUCAGAACUCUUCCCAAAGCACGUUCUUGCAAUUUUCUUUUGCAUAGAUUAUCAAAGUCAGGUAAUGGUCAGUUGGUGAGGAAGUUUUUCAAUGACAUGAUUGGAGCUGGGAUUGCACCUUCAGUUUUUACCUACAAUGUAAUGAUAGAUUACUUGUGCAAAGAAGGGGAUUUGGAAAAUUCUAGACGUUUGUUUGUGCAGAUGAGGGAGAUGGGCCUUUCUCCAGAUGUUGUCACAUAUAAUUCUUUGAUUGAUGGCUAUGGCAAGGUUGGUUCAUUAGAAGAAGUUGCGUCUUUAUUUAAUGAAAUGAAGGAUGUAGGUUGUGUUCCUGAUAUAAUUACCUAUAAUGGGUUAAUCAAUUGUUAUUGCAAGUUUGAGAAGAUGCCUCGAGCUUUUGAGUAUUUCUCUGAGAUGAAGAACAAUGGGUUAAAACCAAAUGUUGUAACCUACAGCACAUUGAUUGAUGCAUUUUGCAAGGAGGGAAUGAUGCAAGGUGCAAUCAAACUUUUUGUUGAUAUGAGAAGGACUGGUCUUUUACCUAAUGAAUUCACUUACACUUCUCUGAUUGAUGCCAAUUGUAAGGCAGGUAAUUUAACAGAAGCAUGGAAGUUGUUGAACGAUAUGUUGCAAGCAGGAGUUAAAUUAAAUAUAGUCACUUAUACUGCUCUAUUGGAUGGCCUUUGUAAAGCUGGAAGAAUGAUUGAAGCAGAAGAAGUGUUUAGGUCAAUGCUGAAAGAUGGAAUAUCUCCCAACCAGCAGGUUUACACUGCAUUGGUUCAUGGUUAUAUCAAGGCUGAGAGAAUGGAGGAUGCAAUGAAAAUAUUGAAGCAAAUGACAGAAUGUAACAUCAAACCAGAUUUAAUACUCUAUGGCAGCAUUAUUUGGGGUCACUGUAGUCAAAGAAAACUUGAAGAAACUAAACUUAUUCUUGAAGAAAUGAAAAGUCGGGGUAUUAGUGCAAAUCCUGUUAUAUCCACGACAAUUAUAGAUGCUUAUUUUAAGGCUGGAAAAAGCUCUGAUGCAUUGAAUUUUUUUCAGGAGAUGCAGGAUGUAGGUGUUGAGGCUACUAUAGUAACAUACUGUGUACUAAUUGAUGGUUUGUGCAAAGCUGGUAUCGUUGAACUAGCAGUUGAUUAUUUUUGUAGAAUGUUAAGUCUUGGUUUACAACCUAAUGUUGCAGUUUAUACUUCCCUUAUUGAUGGUCUUUGUAAAAACAAUUGCAUUGAAUCUGCCAAGAAGUUGUUUGAUGAAAUGCAAUGUAGGGGGAUGACCCCAGAUAUAACAGCUUUCACUGCUCUAAUUGAUGGCAACUUGAAGCAUGGAAAUCUUCAGGAAGCUUUGGUUUUGAUUAGCAGGAUGACAGAAUUAGCUAUCGAGUUUGAUUUGCAUGUUUAUACUUCCUUGGUUUCGGGAUUUUCUCAAUGUGGUGAGCUGCAUCAAGCAAGGAAGUUUUUUAAUGAGAUGAUUGAGAAGGGCAUACUUCCCGAGGAGGUUUUAUGUAUAUGUCUACUGAGAGAGUAUUACAAGCGUGGACAGUUGGAUGAAGCCAUUGAAUUGAAGAAUGAAAUGGAAAGGAUGGGUUUAAUUACAGAAAGUGCAACCAUGCAAUUCCCAGUCUAAAAACUUGAAGAGGAGAUCCAAUCUGAUCGUCUUUGUUUUUCUGGAAGCUGAGUUUGUAUUCUAAUUGCAAGCGCAUGUGAUAUUUAUUCAGAACUCAGAGUUAUGAUGACUCAAGCAACCCACCAUUCAAAUGGGUUCCCUGUUUGAUGGGAAGGCUGGCCAUGUGUGAUAUAUCUGAUGUUGAUUUUGUCCAAAGAGGAUUCCAGUGGCACAAUAUAUGGAUUUACAUGGAAUCAUUCUACUGAAAAUUCCUAUCUGUUAUUUUGCUGAUGGAAGCAUAUUCAUUCGAGUUUGACGCUCAGCUGGCUUACAAUGAGCAAGGUGUUAACCUGACUCUUCAUGCUUAUUUAUAUUUGAAAUUUGAUAUUCAGCACCGUAAGCAUAUGGUCACCUAUGGAAUGGGUGAAAUCAUUAAGAAAAGCUGCCUCUUCUCGUGGGACUGAAGGUUCUAACAUGAUCCAUUUUUUCUCUGCUGUUCUUUCUUCCCUUGCGGGGGUGGUCUGUUCUUUCUUCCCUUGCGGGGUGGUCUAUUCUUUCCUCCAUUGAGGACUGUAGGUUCUUAUGGAGAUUAUUGAAAACCUUAAACCUGAUCCUACAGAGACUCUCUGAAAUGCAUCCUUGGUUUUUUCCAAUUGUUUGUGAGCAUUUUCUUAUUUGGAGUUUUCAUGAAUGGUUAUGAUUUUUGCCAACAGAUCUUUCUAGUGUGGCAAAAUUCCUAUGAAACUCAGAAUCUUCUUCUGAUGAUCUCCUACUCUCAAUUCUACGUAUACACCAAGUCCACCAAUGACAUGAUUCGUUGGGAGAAAACCUCAGUUAUCUUCUUCCUUAAAUAUUUUCUCACAGAUGCAGGACCUCUCUCUUCCCUUGUUUGGUUCCUUAGAUUGGUUGGCUAAGAGCAUGAAUGUAAAUGGGGUAGGUUUUUGGUCAACUAUUUGAAACUUACAUGUCAACACAGGAUAAAAUUGAAAAGCAAAACUACAACAAAAUCUUUAACCAAACAGACAAAGCCAAUGAACCAAAAUCCCCAUCUGAAGUCGAGAACCUAACUUCAGGGUUCAGGCUAGACAAUCAAAUCUAUGAAACAUUUCACAAAUUCAGAAUUGAAGUAUUUCUGGUAUUGAAACUGUACAGAAUUGAAUAGAUUUGGCACCAGUACCAUGGGGCCUUGGUCUGUGAUUGGGUGGACGUGGACUAUCAUACAGCUUUUCAUCCGUUGGAUCAUGAGAAAAAUACGAAGGUCUUUCAAGUCGUUGAUUUGGAUGAGAGCUUAUUUUGGCACAUCAAUUGUAGAAGUUAUUCGUGUUGAUGGCUUCCAUAUUGGUGUUGGAAGGAGCAGGAAGCUGCAAGCUGCACAAUAAAGAUGUGGCAGAAUGAAGCCUGAAAGGUUAGGUGAUAUGCACUGAUUCUCGAUGUUAAAAAAUCUCCACAUUCCACAUGAUUUUAAGAAAAAAUCAGAAGAGAAGCAUGGAGAAUAGUGUGUUACUUUCCUAAAACUGUAAACAAGAAACGGGAAGGUUACGACAUAAAUAACACUCUUGUAUAAUGUGUUGUUUAUUGGUUGCAUAAAACCCUAAACCAAAUAACUUCAAUUUUAGAAAAAUCGCAGGGUUACAUAUGUACUGUUGCUACGUUUUGAUCUUGUGGAUUGCAGUGUAAUGUCCAUAGGCUAGAAAAACAACUAGAUUCACUUUUGUUGGUGUACACUGACGUGUAAUGAGAAUGAGUUGAACUGUAAUAAAAACUCAAUGGUGGUGCCUAUUUUUUUAAGUAAUGGAAAUGAAAUUUGAAAGAA
Cucumis sativus (cucumber) is the source of this 4196-nucleotide messenger RNA. Its product is annotated as putative pentatricopeptide repeat-containing protein At2g02150. The transcript is spliced from 3 exons. Bases 44 to 2404 code for a protein of 786 amino acids. NCBI's taxonomy places the organism in Eukaryota, Viridiplantae, Streptophyta, Magnoliopsida, Cucurbitales, Cucurbitaceae. The record is from RefSeq and is a predicted model, not a curated record. Gene Ontology annotation, molecular function: protein binding.